GUGCACUGUGUGUACUGUGUGUAGAAGUGCAGGUAGCAGGUGUGCGUGGUGUGAUCUUGCAAUGUGAAGAAUCUAAACCGAGUUAUAUUUUUUUCACCUUUUGACGAGGCUGGAACACACUGAUAACAAGAAAAGAGACGAAGAUCUAUUCUAAUUAAUUGAGGACACUGGUGUGUGGAAAUGGGACCUGAUAAUCAACUUCGACAAAAUGAAGCUAUGCCAAAAAUUGAUAUAAUAAAAGAUGCAACAAAGCUUAAGUCUACAGAUAUGAUUUAUAUGAAACGUAUGGAAGAACAGAAUUUGCAAAGAGCAAAAAACGUACUGAAAUAUCGUAAAGCUAAUAAUCGUACCGCUAUUGCUUUAAGCCUUGGAGUCAUUGGAAUCUAUGCUUAUACAAUAUAUGCAGUUAAACAGGAAAAAUUCUUAGAUGACUUUGAAGUGCCAGAAAAGACAAUUGAGAAAGCUAUAUAAAAAGUUACUUUGUUUGAAAUGUUAAUAAAGAAGUUUACUGCUUAUUGUAUUAAAUAGAUAGUAUAUUUUUGCUUAUAUAAUAGAAGCUUAUUUUUUAAAGUGAUAUUUUUUUCCUUUCUGGAGAUUAUACUUUGUAAAUCUCCACUGUUUCACAUAAGUGUGUCUGUACAAGAUUAACAUUUGAAGAUGUC
Messenger RNA from Trachymyrmex cornetzi, 662 nucleotides. Its product is annotated as Coiled-coil domain containing 56. The record is from RefSeq and is a predicted model, not a curated record. Lineage: Eukaryota; Metazoa; Arthropoda; Insecta; Hymenoptera; Formicidae. Gene Ontology annotation, biological process: mitochondrial respiratory chain complex IV assembly. Gene Ontology annotation, cellular component: mitochondrial inner membrane. The coding region runs from base 181 to 471 and encodes 96 amino acids. The transcript has 3 exons.